GGGACUUUAACGGGUGUCCUUACCGGGGGAUCUGUCCGGUGUCCCGAUGUCUGUCGUUUGGUCGGUUGGAGAAAGUUGAGUAUUUCUUCUUCGCGGUGAAUCGGUCCUUCAGGGUGUGGGCGGGGCCAGAGGUCAGAGGUCAGCGGGUACUAGGCCAUCUGAGCGCGUGCAUCAAUAGUUAAAGCACAUAACUGCUGCUCUUACAAAAAUAAAAGUUAAAUAAAAAUCCCAACUGUGUAAUAACGGAAGUCUGGUUGAGGGCGGGAGCUUUAAAUGAUGGAAAUAUGACGUCACGUCACCAUGACAACCUCACAAAAUAGGAUUUGCAAUUGAGGGAAUUUAGUGAAUAUGUUUAGCUCUGAUUUGAAUGUCUUUCAGCCUCUUAAUGAGAUGACAGGGUUUCUAAAUAAUAUUUUAUAUGUCAAAAUACAUUUUAUUCAUUAACAAAUAAAGGAUAAAUAAAGUUUUUUUAUCUAACUUUAACCUUAGUGAAUUACUGUAUACUAGUUUAUUCAUCAGAUCCUGAUCCUGAUUUAUUUAACGUUCGCUAACUUGGGAAAUAUAAAAGGAACCAACUCACGUAAUUCUUAGAGAAUCCUGUCAAUUUUCAAAGUAAAACGUUUUCUUUCUGUGGUGUGGCCCCAUGGACCCUGGAGCUGUGCCAUAAAGAACCUGUUUGUGACUCUGCUGUUUCUUUAUGAAACAGACCAGAAACAGAGAAGCCGUGUGACUCUGAUGUGACCAGCAGAGGUCACACUGUCUAAAGAAGUUAAAACCAACUCACAGCGAUCAAUAAACAGUUGAUUGUGGGUGUUUCUGUUGUUGAUGUGUAUAUAUGUGUGCACAUAUAUUUAUAUAUAUAUAUGUAUAUAUAUAUAUGUGUGUGUGUGUAUAUAUACAGUACCUGUCUGUAUUGACCUUUACCCUCCCUUCUCUUCACUAGUCAAACACACACACAUUAACCGAGCUCUAAAAGUUUUCUCGUUUAUACUGCUCUACUAGUACUACAUUGGUGAGACACACAUACUGUGUGUUCAGUACACAUAUGUGUGAAUGUACGUAUAUGUGUGGCAGUAUUUUGUCCCCUCUGAGCCUCCGUAUCCUGACGUCCUCCCACAGCACGGAGCAAACAUCAGGCUGCCAGACGUGGCCUCUCUCCUUCAGAUUGGUGAGGGAGCGUCUGAAGCUACAGGUGGAGGAGAUGAGGGGUCACUUCUCAGGGUUCAGACCUGGUCUUGUGGUCUUACAGGUGGGCGACAGAGACGAUUCAAACCUCUACAUCAGCUCCAAGCUACGAGCUGCAGCUGAGAUUGGAAUCGAAGCAAAACAUCUGAGAUUACCGAACACCACAACACAGGAAGAGGUCCUGCAGCACAUCCUGUCCAUCAAUGAGAACCCUUUGGUCCAUGGUCUGAUAGUCCAGCUUCCCCUGGACUCUGUGACCUCCAUCGACUCGGAACUCAUCACCAACGCUGUGUGUCCAGAGAAAGACGUGGACGGUCUGAGCUGCAUCAAUGCAGGGAAGUUGUCUCGAGGGGAUCUGGAUCACUGCUUCAUCCCCUGCACCCCCAGCGGCUGCAUGGAGCUCAUCAGACAGACAGGUGUGUCUGUGGGGGGGAAACAUGCGGUUGUGAUUGGUCGCAGUAAGAUUGUUGGAGCCCCGAUGCACGACCUGCUGCUGUGGAACCACGCCACCGUGACCACCUGUCAUUCAAAGACCCUCGACCUCCCUGAACAGGUGGGCCGGGCCGAUAUCCUGGUGGUGGGGGCGGGCCGAGCAGAGAUGGUGAGAGGGGAGUGGCUUAAGGAGGGAGUGGUGGUCAUCGACUGUGGAAUCAACCACAUAGCAGAUGAGACCAAGGCGAGCGGAAAACGUGUAGUUGGGGACGUCCACUACGCCUCGGCCAAUCAAAGAGCGGGAUUCAUCACACCUGUUCCCGGAGGGGUGGGGCCUAUGACAGUGGCCAUGCUGAUGGAGAACACAGUACAGAGCGCUCAGCACUUCGUCAUGAAGGACCAGCCAAGGAAGUGAACAUUUCUUGAAGAAUCUAUAUAGAAUAGAAUAUAUAUUAAUAAA
This is a messenger RNA of Pungitius pungitius (ninespine stickleback), 2077 nucleotides long. RefSeq names its product C-1-tetrahydrofolate synthase, cytoplasmic-like. Gene Ontology annotation, molecular function: methylenetetrahydrofolate dehydrogenase (NADP+) activity; methenyltetrahydrofolate cyclohydrolase activity. The coding region runs from base 1046 to 2032 and encodes 328 amino acids. Gene Ontology annotation, cellular component: cytosol. Gene Ontology annotation, biological process: tetrahydrofolate interconversion. Lineage: Eukaryota; Metazoa; Chordata; Actinopteri; Perciformes; Gasterosteidae. The record is from RefSeq and is a predicted model, not a curated record. The transcript is spliced from 10 exons.